This is a messenger RNA of Helianthus annuus (common sunflower), 2268 nucleotides long. Its product is annotated as L-type lectin-domain containing receptor kinase IX.1. The record is from RefSeq and is a predicted model, not a curated record. The transcript has a single exon. Gene Ontology annotation, cellular component: plasma membrane. Bases 116 to 2089 code for a protein of 657 amino acids. Gene Ontology annotation, molecular function: protein kinase activity; ATP binding; carbohydrate binding. NCBI's taxonomy places the organism in Eukaryota, Viridiplantae, Streptophyta, Magnoliopsida, Asterales, Asteraceae. Gene Ontology annotation, biological process: protein phosphorylation.
AUGUCUGUCUCCUUUUUUUCUAAUUCACUUGGAAGUUGAAAUGGUUACACCGACAAAAUCCUCUCUCUCCCAAUCAUGGCUAUAUAUGGACAACUUUGCUCUUGGCUAAUUAAUCAUGGCUACCUCUUUCUCAUCUCUAGGACGUAGAAUUGCUUGUAUAUUUCUCUUUGUUUCUUUUUCCUUACUCCUCUUGCCCUUUUCUGAAUCAAUAGAUUUCGAGUUCACUAGAUUUGUUUCCGAUACAAAAAAUAUACAAUACUCGGGUGAUGCAGUACCUUCUGCGGGAGCCAUAGAGCUCAACCGAGUUGAUGACUUAAUGCGUGUUGGCCACGUUCAAUACGUAGAACCUGUCCGUAUAUGGGACAGAAAAUCUAGAGAGCUUUCUGAUUUCACCACUCACUUCACUUUCGUUAUAGAUACACAAAAUCAAUCUAAGUAUGGCGAUGCGUUUGCUUUCUAUCUUGCCCCAGUUGGCUUCCAAAUCCCACCAAACUCAGCUGGUAGAUAUCUAGGCCUGUUUAACUCAACUACGUAUAAUUGGCCACAAAACCAAAUCAUUGUUGUUGAGUUUGAUACGGUGGUAAAUCCGGAUUUCGAUCCUCCAUACGGUCAUGUAGGUAUCAACAUCAACUCGGUUAGUUCAGCUAAAACCACUGCUUGGAAUGUUAGUUUUCAUAGCGGAGAUCCUGGGGAUGCUUGGGUGUCUUACAAUUCUACAACACAGCUGUUGAACCUUUCUUUGCGCUAUGGGACUGGAAACCAGUCUACAGAUAAUACCAAUCUUUGGUACAAAGUUGACCUCAGGGACGUUCUUCCUGAGUGGGUAACAAUUGGAUUCUCAGGUACUACUGGUAUGUCAAAGGAGAAGCAUACUCUUCAAUACUGGGAGUUCAGUUCAAGCUUGAAGUCAGAACAAGAAAGGGGUGAUAACUCAAUCAAUUGGAAACUCAUAGUGGGAUUAAGCGUUCCUCUUUUUGCUCUAGUUGUAGGAGGUCUAGUAGCAUAUGCUAUAAUUUGGAGGAUACAAAGAAAAAUUGCAAAUGAAUCAGAAGAUAUAGUUGCCUUGACAUCAAUAAACGAUGAUCUUGACAGAGGAACAGGACCCAAAAAAUUUCCUUUUGGAGAUCUCGCCUUGGCUACCAACAACUUCGCUUAUGAUCAGAAGUUAGGCGAGGGAGGAUUUGGGUGUGUCUAUAAGGGUUACUUAUCCAGUGAAGGUAUCAUGGUAGCCGUCAAGAAAAUUUCACAGGGUUCUAAACAAGGAAAGAAAGAGUACACGACUGAAGUGAAGAUCAUCAGCAGUUUAAGGCACCGAAACUUGGUUCAACUCAUUGGUUGGUGCCAUGAUGAAACUCAAUUUUUGCUAGUGUACGAGUUUAUGCCAAAUGGAAGCCUCGAUUCUCAUCUAUUUAACAAAAAAAGUAUCCUCAAAUGGGAUGUGAGGUACAACAUCGCUACAGGUUUAGCAUCUGCAUUGCUCUAUCUCCAUGAAGAGUGUGAACAAUGUGUUGUGCAUCGCGAUAUCAAAGCGAGCAACAUCAUGCUUGAUUCAGGAUUUAAUGCAAAGCUUGGAGAUUUUGGAUUGGCUCGACUCAUGGACCAUGAACUGGGUCUAAAAACAACUGGCCUAGCUGGAACGCUAGGCUACAUGGCUCCUGAGUAUGCAGUAACCGGGAAAGCCAGCAAAGAGUCAGAUGUGUAUAGCUUCGGAGUGGUUGUAUUAGAGAUAGUUUGUGGGAAAAAGGCGACAGAUAAAGUUGACCCACACUCUGAUCUUCGGUUGGUUGAGUGGGUCUGGGGUUUACUUGGAAAAAAUGUGCUGCUUUCUGGUGUGGAUCAGCUUCUGAACAAGGAAUUCAACACAACAGAAGUAGAGCGUUUGAUGAUGGUGGGGUUAUGGUGUUCACACCCUGACCGGAGUCUGAGGCCAUCUAUCCGCCAAGCUAUUCAAGUACUGAAGUUCGAAGGAGCACUCCCAAAUCUUCCUACAAAGAUGCCUGUGCCCAUCUAUUACUCUGUACCGGAUGGCUCAGAAAUUAGUUCGUCUAGUGCUACAAUGACCAACAGUAGCAUCGAUAUGGCACGUUGAACAAUCAUUAUUGUUGAGAGCUAAAAAAAUAAACAUGCUACAUGUUAGUUCGAUCUUAUCUAUAUUUAUGUAUUGUGUUAAAUGUUUAAUUUAUUUGUUGCCAGAUUGUAUUUACUGUAAAAUCAAAACCUAUGGACUAUUGUCCAACCCUAUUAUUGUAUAUGCACUUUGUUGUAAAA